Tupaia belangeri chinensis (Chinese tree shrew) is the source of this 741-nucleotide messenger RNA. RefSeq names its product ribosome biogenesis protein NSA2 homolog. The transcript has a single exon. The annotation marks the transcript as partial. NCBI's taxonomy places the organism in Eukaryota, Metazoa, Chordata, Mammalia, Scandentia, Tupaiidae. The record is from RefSeq and is a predicted model, not a curated record.
CAUCGUAAACGCUAUGGAUACCGUUUGGAUUACCAUGAGAAAAAGAGAAAGAAGGAAAGUCGGGAGGCUUAUGAACGUUCAAAGAAGGCAAAAAAGAUGAUUGGUCUGAAGGCUAAGCUCUAUCAUAAACAGCGCCAUGCUGAGAAAAUACAAAUGAAAAAGACUGUCAAGAUGCAUGAGAUGAGGAACACCAAACAGAAGAAUGAUGACAAGACUCCACAAGGAGCAGUACCUGCCUAUCUGUUGGACAGAGAAGGACAGUCCCUAGCUAAAGUACUUUCCAAUAUGAUUAAACAAAAACGGAAAGAGAAAGCGGGAAAAUGGGAAGUCCCUCUACCCAAAGUUCGAGCCCAGGGAGAAACAGAAGUGUUAAAAGUUAUUCAAACAGGAAAGAGAAAGAAGGCGUGAAAGAGGAUGGUUACAAAAGUUUGCUUUGUUGGAGAUGGCUUUACUAGAAAACCACCUAAAUAUGAAAGAUUCAUUAGGCCAAUGGGCUUACGUUUCAAGAAGGCCCACGUAACAAAUCCUGAACUGAAAGUCACCUUUUGCCUGCCAGUACUCAGUGUAAAGAAGAAUCCCUCAGCCCCACUAUAUACAACUUUGGGUGUUAUCACCAAAGGUACUGUCAUUGAGGUGAACGUGAGUGAGCUGGGCCUUGUGACACAAGGAGGCAAGGUUAUUUGGGGGAAAUAUGCCCAAGUUACCAACAAUCCUGAAAAUGAUGGAUGUAUAAAUGCUGUU